Lasiosphaeria miniovina is the source of this 2220-nucleotide messenger RNA. Its product is annotated as plasma membrane fusion protein PRM1. Gene Ontology annotation, cellular component: mating projection tip. Bases 1 to 2220 code for a protein of 739 amino acids. The transcript has a single exon. NCBI's taxonomy places the organism in Eukaryota, Fungi, Ascomycota, Sordariomycetes, Sordariales, Lasiosphaeriaceae. The record is from RefSeq and is a predicted model, not a curated record.
AUGGACGACAACUACAUGCGCGACUACAAGGGGGCGCAGCCCUCGCAGCCCUCGCAGCUCAACACCAACGCCUGGGAGAUGGUCGACAUCGACGGCCCGUCCGAGAAGACGGAGCAGGGGCUCCCACCCCCGCCCUACCCGGACACCGACCCCGCCGUUACACCCUACCUUGGCCUCCGAGCGAGGCUGUCGCAAGUGUGGUUUAAUCGGUGGACUGUCCUGCUGGUGCUGGUUCUGAUCCGCAUGCUGAUCCUCACCGGGGGCCUCAACGACAAUCUGGACAACGCCAAGGCCCAGUCCUUGGCCGCUUGUUCCAAGGUUGAGGAUAUUGGUAGCGCUGUGGCGUCGAUGCCGCACUACCUGUCGGUCGGCGUCAACAACCUCGCGGCCUCUGGCGUGAACCAUGCCGUCUCGGCCAUGGCACAGGUCAUCAUGAUGAUCCUGACGGGCGUCCAAGAGCUGAUUUUCUUCAUCAUCAACAUGUACGUGGGGACGUAUGUUUGCCUGGCUAGCGCCCUGAUCCACGGCAGCCUCGAACUGGCAACGGCAGUGGUUCAAGAGGCCACCGACGUCAUGAACAGUGCGAUCUCGUCCAUCACAAACGGCAUCACCAAGGAUAUCGCAUCCGUCCAGGACGUCAUCAACAGCGCCUCGAGUGGAAUCUCUGGCGUGGCCGGCUUUUUCGGCUCAAAUAUCAGUCCGCCCAAAAUUGACAUUACUUCACAUCUCAACGACCUGAAAAAUAUCCACAUCGACGGUACCAAAGCCGUGGAGGGAAUCACGAGCCUCAACAAGACAAUUCCCAACUUUGACCAGGCCGAGAACAUCACCAAGAACGCCAUUGGGAUCCCCUUCAACCUGGUAAAGCAGAUGGUCAACGCGUCUUUCUCCAGCUACCAAUUCGAUAGGACCGUUUUUCCGGUUGCAGAGAAGAAAGCCCUCUCCUUCUGCUCCGACAACUCCUUUCUCAACGACUUCUUCAACACCCUGUUUGAGCUCGUCAACAAGGCAAAGAUAGCCUUCUUCGUCGCGAUUCCGAUCUUGGCCAUCCUGGCCAUGGUCGCCAUGGGCGCGAUCGAGGUUCGGCGGUGGCGCAGAGAGAGGAAGCGUGCAAAGUUCUUCGUCGAGCACGGCUACGACCCCAUGGAUAUCAUCUAUAGCGCCUCGAGGCCCUUCACCGCCACCUUGGGCAUCAAGCUCAGCUCUAGGCUGCAGGGCAGGAAAAAGCUCUGGGCUCGCUGGGCCAUGGCGUACGCGACGUCUCUGCCCGCCCUCUUCGUUCUCUCUCUGGCCCUGGCCGGGCUCCUGUCGUGCUUCUGCCAGUGGAUCGUGCUGCGGCUGAUCGAGAAGGAGGCCCCCGCGCUGGCCAGCCAGGUUGGCGACUUUGCCGGCGACGUCGUGAACACGCUGCAGGACGUAUCGACGGACUGGGCUGUCGACGCCAACCGCGUCAUGGUCAAGACGCAGGACGACAUCAACGACGACCUGUUCGGCUGGGUCCUGAACGCGACCACGGCUGUCAACAACACGCUGAACGCCUUCGACGACGAGAUCAGCAAGGGCAUCACGACAAUCUUCAGCGGCACGCCCCUGGAGCAGCCCGCACGCGACAUUGUCAACUGCCUGAUCACUAGGAAGGUCGAAACCGUCCAGAAGGGCCUCACGUGGGUGCACGACAAUGCGCACAUCACGCUCCCCCUGUUCCAGAACGACACGUUUUCGCAGGGCGCCAAUGAUAGUGUCAAUGGCGACAGCGACUUGAAGAGUUUUCUUGCGACACCGGCGACAGUCACUACGGAUGAACUUAGUGGGGCCGUGGACAAAGUCGUUGUCGCUCUCCGGAACGGCAUCGUCCAAGAACUGCUUAUUUCGCUGGGUCUCCUCCUCGUAUACGUCAUUAUCGUCCUCUCGGGCGUCAUCCGGUCCCUGUGCGGCAUGAUGGGCCCCGAGAAGACGCGGGCCGAGGGCGGCCAGCGGUAUGGCGAGGACAUGGGCCAGGAGGCGAACCCCUAUCCGAACCCCCAUCUCGGAGACUCCCACCCCGAAAACCCGUUCCGCGAAGGCGCGUACCCCGAUCCCAGCUCGUACCCCGAGGCGAACCCCUACGAAGAGGACGUGGUGUACACGGGCACCGUGCCACAGGGCAAGGCAGGGCUCGGCAGGUAUCCGUCACACGCCCGGAAGAGCAGCUACCCCGACGAGCAGGGACAUGCCUUUUAG